CUCCCUCAUGGUUCCCGAACCUGGAGUGAAGGAGACGCUGGGAAGCGGAGGCGUCGCCGCUAUUUCACCGUCCAGGACAGAUAUCCACGUCACGGUCAUGUUCAACGGAAUAUUCUCUCCGACAGACGCCAGAGACGUGGUCGUCAAGCUAAGCCUCUUAGCUGGAAAGCCCACUGAGCCGACCGUGGUGGCCAGUUCUGAAAUAACGCUGCCGAAAAUCCACUUCUCACUUAACACGGCCAGCGUGAAGCUGACCCUGGCUCCGGAGCAGCAGCCGCUGCUGGUUGCCGGCAAACUGAGCAUGCGCCUGACGUCACCCGACGGAAGGCGUCACAUCGAAGGACCCGUGAUCGUGAGGCCGACCUGCAACAUCUUUCAAGCUGUUCUGACAGCCGAGACGUCGAACUCCGGCUUUGCAGUGCUCAGCGUCAACCAUGACGGAUCAAUAUCAUAUCAGGCGUACGCCUCCGGCAUGAACAGUGCGCCCAUGGUGGUCGUCCUGGAAACGGACAGCCCGGCGGACAACGAGGUCCGAACCAUGGCUGCAUCGUACAACCCGCCGUUCGCGUACCACUGGACGAACGGCACAUUCACCCGCGGGACUAGCCAGGUGCUCGAGAUGUUGCUGACGGACGACUUGACCUUCAAGGUGCUUUCCGAAGGUCAGAGUGAACUGCGUGGCCGAGUGAAGCAGCGACUCUACUCGGACGCCUUUCUCAGUGAGGCCCCUGUGCUGCUUAUGUCUGAGGGUAACAGUUCGGCGGCGGGUCAAGCGUGGCUGUCGGUGGACAAGUCGUGCAGGCUUCACUACUCGGUCUUCGUCUCGGGACUCGAGCCCAGCGAAAGACAUCUCCUCGAGCUCCUCGAGAUCACACCAGCCUACAACGUGAUGCAAAGCGCACGCAGCGUCCAGAGGGUUCUACAGAGGAUCACCGGAGACGAGCUGGAAGACACGCUCGAAGAACCAAGCACGGCGACUCUGCACCGACUCAGCGGCGGCUCUUCGUACUUACUGGUCACCUCGAAGUCGGGAAAGUUCAAGCAAGUCGAGCUGCGAGGACACAUCAGAGCUAUUCAAAUUCCUGACAACUGCCUUCCCGGGAUCGCCAAGAGUGCAGCCCAGGGCGGGUCCGGCAACACGGUGUUACCCGGCUAUUCAAGUGACGCCGGAGGCGGCGGGGAAAACAACGAGAUAUACCGAAUCGAGUCCAACCACAAGUGCUACUACGACGGUGAGGUGUUCGACGACGGGGCCCAGUGGACGGCGCGACACGAGGCUUGCGUCAUGUGCUCCUGCCAGAGAGGCCGUCUGGUAUGUGACCCCGUCGUGUGCCCUGCCGUCCAGUGCCCUAAUGCAGUGACGCUCCCAGGGGAAUGCUGCCCAACGUGCCAAGACGAGUCGGGUGGUCUGAACGCGACUUUCGCGCCGGGUGAGGCCCACUCUCCGCACGGCUGCUUCCUGGAGGGAGACAAGAAGUUCCACCUGGCCGGCUCCAAGUGGCACCCGUACAUCCCGCCCUUUGGCUUCAGCCGGUGUGCUGUCUGCACCUGCCAGCCAACGAUAUUGACAGUGGAGUGUCGGCGUAUCACGUGCCCGCCACUAAGCUGCUCUGAAAAGGAUGCUUAUAGAGAGAAUGCCCUAUCGUGCUGCAAAAAGUGUCCCAAUGUGAUUCCUGUGAAGUCUCAAGAGGAAAGUGUACCAACACAGCUUCAUGAUCAAGGAUCGAAAAAGACACCAAAAGACAUUUUAUCAAGUGGAGGAUGUCAGUUUCAGCUACAAGUAUUCCAUAAUGGAGAAGAAUGGCAUCCAACAGUGCAGCCUUUCGGUGAAAUGAAGUGCAUUAGAUGCCACUGUAAGGACGGCAAAUCUCGGUGCAGAAGGCAGCGGUGUGCCAAGCUGUCGUGUCCAAUAAAGUUCCAGAAAGAAGACGAGUGUUGCCCACGCUGUGCUGACAAUGGUGAGGGCCGAACCGGAGACAGACCUCCGCGGAGGACGGGACGCAAGCGCAAGACCCGAGGCGGGACGCCGUGGAACUGAGCCUGGAGGCCAAUACGGGUGUCCCUCCCAACACGGACUGUCUCACCAAAACACCACCGGAACGCGCGAACACGAGCAGCUGAGCGAACAAAAGGUGGGAGAGAGCGAAAGAAACCAAGAGACGGGUGGUUGAAAAGCCUGGCAGCUGUACAUUCCACCGAACGACUUCCGGCCGAAUGGAAGAGUCCAACAUCGUCGCCGAGGGUGAACUUCCCACCCACGUGAGGAUGACGCCCGCUUCUGUCACCUCUCUUGAUGGAUCGCUGGCUCUCGCCACCCCCAGAAAACUUUAUGCCGGAACAUUGCGUGCCCGCUCCGGUUUCAAUCGACUGCAAGGAUCGACUCCGAUUUGAUACAUACCCGCCCAGCGGGGUGGUGCGCCGUUUUCUUCUCGCCAGUCACAACCAACUACGUCAUGCGUGGUAGUGAAGUGGGUGAAAGUGGUGUGAUCCAAGGAACCAAAUGUGAAGGGGUGAGGGGCAUCGUCAGUCAUAUGUAGCUGCGCUGGUGGCUUGUUCUUCCUCUUGUGGUGCUGCGUGCCGAACUAAGCCUCCCUGGCUGCUUCGAUGGACACACUGUUAUUUUGUUUCGACACGAAUGUCUCUAGCUACCACCAUACCCUCCCUCUCACUCUCGUGCCAGUGUUACGAGACGUUGUCCAGUGCGUGAUUGGCGGAGUAGAGGGGGAGUUACCACCGAGCGGAGUGCAGCGGAAUACUCAAAAAAUACCAGCUGCGAACUUUGACUAAUCCAGCUUCUGUCGCCAUCUAAGCAAGCCAAAGUUUCUUCCACGAGCUUCGUCCAACAAUGUGAAAAAAAAAAAAGAAAUGAAGAAGUGACACAGCGACGACGAAGCUCUUCUUCUUUGACUCUCUUGUUUCUGUGCAACUGUGUGCGGCUUCUUCGUGUAUUGUAGAAAAAAGGUGCCCAGAUUAAUGGAAAAAAAAGUGUGGUGUGAAAGUUGUCAUGGCGCUUGCAAGAGUAUGGGAACGAGCACGUUGCUAAUAGCCCGUUUUCAUCAAGAUCUUUUUAGUAUAUUUUUUCGGGCUCUAAUAAAGGAGGACUUAAUCGACAUCACUCCAGCUUCUUGUUGAGGUAAUAUGUUUAAGUGAUGUUCAUUUAUGAAACUGCUUAUGCACUGUAUUAUUUAUGCAUUUCACAUCUAAAGCCCUUCUAACGAGAAUUUUUCGGUAGCACUUAGUGACAGAUUGAAAAAUGGUAUUGCUGCUUUCCAGUUCCUUCUUACUCUGAAUACUGAUGCUCAUACUUGUAAACUGCAAUGCGGAAACUGCUUUAGACCAAAGACAAGAUAAGGCAGCAGACUAGGCUGGGCUGGAUUGGUCUCAUAUCUUAUUCGUCUGCUGUUGUUUGCCUCCUAUUCCAAAUUUGAAAGACCAACCUUCGUAGUGUACCUUUCUUCUAAAGCAAGCUACCAUUGCUGAUGCUAUCACUUUACCGGAUCAGGCACGUUAGUAAAGUUUAGCGUCAUGAUCAUAGUGACAAAUAAUAGUAUCAAUGCUAUACUAAUACUACACUAAAACAUAUCACUUUGUCUCUUAUUAUGGGUUGAAAUAAUUCAGGACGACAGUUUUUAACUGGGCUAUUUGUAGUGCAGACGCGUUCGCCAAAUGUACUUUCUAAGCAAACCUGUGACGAGCUCUGUUGUGGGUUGUUGUGGGUGGGGCCCACGGAAUGGCUUUUUGCUCUCCCAUGGUAGAGUACCAGGUACUCUUAAUUGUUAACAUCUUUUUCGAAACACACAUCAAUAAUACAUUGCUUAAUGUGCAAACGUGUUAUAGUGAUGAUAUCACGUGACCUUUUAAUAUUAUUAUUUUUUGCAAAGCACCCAGCCAGCUUAUGUCGUUGUGUACUGGGUGACCGGUUGCAGUAGCUGCGCCGCAACGAUUGCUUAACAAGGAAGCCAAAACGGUAACCAAAAUGAUAAUUUUUUAGCGUUGCUCAGUUUAUAUGUUAACACGGAUGACGCCGUUUCGUCAAAAUGAAAUUGUCGUGUGAAAACAGUGAUAGCAUAAUUAGUUCACUUUUGAUCACUCUCUUCGGGUUAGCAUAAAAGCAGAGACCUGUUUUCGCAAAGCACACUGGGUAGAUAGCUGGGCAGAACGAAAUGGCAUUGGAUCUUUUUACUGUAUAAAGCACGAGUAUAUAAGUACUUACUGAAACGCUCAGUAGGUCAUUUCAAUUUUCCACGUGUUUUCCGCAAGACUCUUACGGAAAUAAGUGGAUUCCGUCGGAAACAUGAAGUUACUGGAAUGAGACUUCCCUAUGAACCUACCUUAUAGCUACUUCAUUCACAGUAAGAUGGCUUCACAGAAGACAAAGUUACCUUCACUGAACAGACAAGAACUAAGAACCAAUCGUAUACAUUGCAUUGUGGUGCCUUCUACAGUGUACCACACGUCAGUAGCGCCCUCUAGCGAAACUAUGCAGCAGUGGUGGUGAAUCAUGGUGGGUCAACACGUAUCAACGACCAUUGGCUCGUUUUUUUUUUUUUUGCGAGAACAUAGUCGCAACUGCAGCUAUAGCUGAACUCAAUAAUCAGCUCAAGGAAAACCACCUAUUGGGGCAUUUUUUUAAGAUCCUCGAUAUGUUGUAUUCCGUGCGUGUUUGACAUGGAAUGAUACUUGUGUAAUUUUUUAUGGUGUCUAUUUUUCAAUUCAAGCAGCCCCAACGUGCAGCUGAAGUUGUGUUCAGAGGAAGCCUUAUGUCGGUCAUUGUUUGUUUUUAUUGAAACGUAAAAAGAGAAGCUAAAUUUGCAAGAAACGCGUCCACGAAUGAACGCGACUUACGAGACGGCAGUAAACGUAAUGUCUUUCACUUACUGCAAAGAACAAUGUUGCUGCCCGUAUGUAUUCUUGACAAAAUGGAUUCGCGAAAACAUGCAGUCACUGGAUCAACAGACAUUUAUCAAAUAAUGCUGAUAGAAAAAUAAAAUGGCCAAAAGAUAAAAGCAGGACGCCGACCCGAAAAAUUGCCCCCACCUCCGCGGAGGGGAUCGUGAGAGAAUGCGAAUGCAUUUCUUGCGCCGAGAGUACACGGCGUAGUAAUUUUAAUGGUGUAAAUUAAGGACGAGACCAACAUUUGUACCGUAAACAUUUCACUACACGUUCAUCAGACAGUGAACGGUCGAAACUCGAGAGCGAGGCGCGCGCUUCACUACAUUUAUAUAUAGGUACUACGAGCGAGCAGGCAGGAGAGUGCGGAGCAGCAAGGAGAGAGAGCGAACGUCGAGAGAAAGAGUAGUGAAGCACGACCUACCCUCUCCUACACUUUCUCAUACGGGGGAGCUCCGCCAGGCUCCUACGACACGAGAGGCCUCACACGCUAGAGCGCGCUCCUCCUCUCCACUCGCUCUCCGAUACUCCGCCCACACCACCAGCCCUGGUGGCGAGGGGCGAGAGAAAGCACACACGCCCACAGCCAACGUUACUAGAACCAGGUUCUAGUAACGUUGCCCACAGCUGUUGCUAUCGGAGAGGCAGUGAGAGCGGCGAGAUAACACCUGCCGACCCGUGGACACCAACCAACAGACGCCUGACAUGACCCGACUAAGAAAUGCAUUCGCAUUUAAAACACUAAAAAAGUGGCACACACGUGUCGACCUCCGUGCGAAACAUCAUUAUUUCCGACCGCGCGAGCUUUCGUCCAACUCUUGCGUUCAGAAAAAGAAAAUGUUGCACCCGAUUGCGGCUUUCUCUGAUCACGCGGCAUUUCUCAAAUAGUGACGCGUAUGUAAGCGUUUUAUUAUAGACACUAUUUACGCAAUGCGUACACUUAACUACGUACAUUUUAUGCAAACAUGAAUCCGGCGCGGGGAUAUUUGACCUUGGGCAUCCGGCACAUAGAGUGCAUCAUCUCAGCUUUAAUAAUUUUGUUAUCCAUGAGCGAGUCCCUGUUUGUUUUACGCUGAUUAUUCUCACAAAGGCGUAGGGAGUGGGCGCGCAUGUUGCCUCAUUUGUUAUUUAUUAUGUUACUCCCAUUCGCCUUUGGCGAUUUAAAGAAACGGGCCCUGCUGUGGGUCUGAUUCUGCGUUACAUCUCUUUUCAACUUCUUUAUUUUUUUUGUUUUACCUUCCCAUUUUUUAUUGUAAACGCCUUCACGUGCACUAAGCUUGAUUUCACCCCCGAAACAACGGAAAAUGUGGGAUGAAAAUCCGAGAAACAUUAUUCCGAGUAAAACAUUCAAUUAUUCGUUUAUGCUUCUCUCACUUCUAAACAAAAAUGACCGGCGAAAAAGGUUUUGGUCUAAUUUUCUCACAGAAUAACCAAAAUAUUUAGUGUCGCAAGUAAUCCCUUAUGCAUAACAUUAUGAUUAAAAUUGAAAGAUAAGGUUAUGUAAGCAGCAGGAUAUAUCUGUCGUGGCUCGUUAUUGGCGUUUACUAGAAUAUUAAAACUUGAAGAAAUUAGUAUAACAUCGCGUUUCAUCUGAAUGUGUAAUGGAAAAUUAUGAAGCUAAGAUUUAUUAUCGCUGAUGCAUAAUACAAGCUACUCUCUCUACUUAUCUGCAAAUAAAUACAUUUCUAACACGCUUAACCAUCUUCACCCAUACUUCGUCACUUAGGAUGUACGGCAAGACCCAUUUUGUCCUGAAGUCUGCGUAAGUGCAGUUGGUUGUUUGCCUUUCACGUUCGGAACUUCCAAGUGUAUAGAGGCAAGGGUACGCAGUGUAUUAAGAUGUCAUCCUUAAUACGUCACCCCUGCUUAGUGACUGGGGUUGCAGAAAGAUAUUGUGAACAAAAAAAAAAAAAACAUACAGUGUCAGUCUGCUGCCAUGAAUGUGCCAAUUUUGUAGAAUCAGUGAGAGAAUGGUUAGGUUGUGUUGAAAUUCAGCACAGUGUUUUAGAGCUCAGCAGAUUGCUUUUUUUGUUUUUGUUUCUGAACGCUGGCCUGGUCUAUUCUUUUCCGCUGUCGCGUCCCUGCUAAUUCUGCAGCGCUCAUUUUGGCGAACGCCAAUUGAAAGACGCAACUGGACCAUAAGCCUAAGGAAGGUCAGAAGCGUUAAAAAAUUAUAAAUAACGCGCUAAUGAACAACAGCUUGUGAAAUAUCAAUUCAUCUUGCCAGUAUGCUCAUCUAUAUAAAAACAGUGCUUUGAACAAUGCUUUUGAUUUUCGCGCGCCUUAUUUAUAAUGUAUGUGAUGUUCAGUGUUGUUCUUAAACGCGCCUCUUUUUCAAUAAGUAUGGAGUAUGAGCUGUAUUGUUUUAACUGAAUGCCCGUCUUGUAGAAUCUUCGUCGACUGCUUGCAUCGGUCACCGUGUUUUCUUUGUACUGUUUUCUGGAUCGCUUUUAGAGAACGGGUGCCCGUGAUUGCACAUCCGACACGGUUUUCGGAUGAAGAAGAGACGAAAAAAAAAUGGCAGUGAGUAAAGAGGAAGAGAACUAAAGAUUAUUAUUGAGAAUAAAAUAAAGUAACUAUUGUUUG
Molecule: messenger RNA, 7476 nt
Organism: Rhipicephalus microplus (southern cattle tick)
Lineage: Eukaryota; Metazoa; Arthropoda; Arachnida; Ixodida; Ixodidae
Gene: sog
Product: chordin short gastrulation
Biological process (GO): negative regulation of BMP signaling pathway; dorsal/ventral pattern formation; multicellular organism development
Molecular function (GO): BMP binding
Source: RefSeq, a predicted model, not a curated record